UUGGCUGAUUGAUACAUCAUGACGACGUGGGGCAAGAACAAAUCGUACGCAAUACGGUUGAGAGGCGUAAGCUUAAGAGAAGAUCAAAAUAACGUAUUCUAAUUCAGGCUUUAUUUGUUUCUCUUAUAAAUACCUAUCAUUGGAGAAUCUGAUUGACUACAACUAACUAAAAACGCAAUCGACUCGAUAUUUAUUCGUUAUUUUCUUUGCAAAUUAGUACCAGAGGUCGCUCUCCAUCAUCCAUCCUACGAGCAUGAUUGUGUAACUUCAUUCAGCUUUCCAGUCCUAAAUAAUGGCGCCGUCUGAGAAAUACCCAUACUACAAGAUUCAUGAUAAAGAAAAUGGCUCGAACGGGAGCUUCAAGGUGUACACUAUCCUGAUUGACUCGGACGACGGGCGGGCGUACGAGAAGCUCUCAACCGACUCGGAGCGCUUGGACUAUAUGCGCAAGCAUGCGCAUGAUAGCUGGGAUGUCGUUCGAACGGACGCCGCUUUCUAUGAGGAUUGCGAGCUCGGGAAGAGAUAUACCAUCAAGAAAGACUCGCCCGAAUACGAAGGAUUACAGAAGAUGAUGCGAAAGGACGGAGAAUGCCAUCAUGAAGGGACGAAGGAGUUCCAUGAUAUGCUACAGUAUUAUAAAGAUCAUGCUACUACGGUGGAAGACAUACCUGCGGGAUCCCACUGCUAGAUAUCAAAAGACAGGGGGAGAUUUAGAGUUACAAUCACUACCUAUGUACUUAUCAAUUGUCAUCGUCGAACUUAACCUUACGAACUCUGCUUAUUGUUGAAGGCCGUUCGCUUGAUAAGUCGGAUAGAAGAGUUAUGGAAACGAUAAUAUCGUCCCUCAAUGAAAUAAUUUCAAAUAGUCCGUUAGGCAUCAAGAUGUUCUUCUAGCGACAUACGGACAUAUCAAAUCUCUAAAUAUUGC
Messenger RNA from Daldinia loculata, 928 nucleotides. RefSeq lists its product as uncharacterized. Bases 293 to 688 code for a protein of 131 amino acids. Lineage: Eukaryota; Fungi; Ascomycota; Sordariomycetes; Xylariales; Hypoxylaceae. The record is from RefSeq and is a predicted model, not a curated record. The transcript has a single exon.